Messenger RNA from Octodon degus (degu), 4724 nucleotides. RefSeq names its product LIM domain kinase 2 (gene Limk2). The transcript has 15 exons. Gene Ontology annotation, cellular component: nucleus; cytoplasm. The coding region runs from base 382 to 2235 and encodes 617 amino acids. The record is from RefSeq and is a predicted model, not a curated record. Lineage: Eukaryota; Metazoa; Chordata; Mammalia; Rodentia; Octodontidae. Gene Ontology annotation, molecular function: ATP binding; protein serine/threonine kinase activity; protein binding. Gene Ontology annotation, biological process: protein phosphorylation; actin cytoskeleton organization.
UGGGACUGAAAGAGAAGGCUAACUUGACAGCAGUGCUUCUUUUCUUAGCUAGCCACACACAGCCCCUGCCCAAGAAUGUCUGUGUGCCUAUAGUCUGCACACAGAGGUGGUUCUCCCGGAGUCUCCCUGAGGGGCUGCUGGAGCUUCGGACAACUAGAAGGAACCGCCCCAGCCAUGAGCCCCUGCAGUAAUCUGCCAGGGGGCCAGUGGCCUGGAGUCCUCACUCUUCUCCUGCGGCUCCGGAGGGAGAGGUGAGCGCUGGGCUGCCCGCCCCCAACCAGAGGUGCUGCACCGGGCCUGUCAUGGUGGCCGCCUACUGCCGGCCUGAGGCACUCCCAGACGGGUUUGCAGCUGAGCCUGUUUAUCUGGUGUGGGAAGAAGAUGGGGAGUUACUUGUCCAUCCCGGCUUACUUCACCUCCAGAGACCCCUUUCGGUGUUCAGAAUGCCAGGAUUCCCUUACCAACUGGUACUAUGAGAAGGAUGGGAAGCUCUACUGCCACAAGGACUACUGGGGGAAAUUUGGAGAGUCCUGCCAUGGAUGCUCCCUGCUGAUGACAGGGCCUGUCAUGGUGGCUGGAGAAUUCAAGUACCACCCAGAGUGCUUUGCCUGUAUGAGCUGCAAGGUGAUCAUUGAGGAUGGGGAUGCAUAUGCCCUGGUGCAGCAUGCCACACUCUACUGUGGGAAGUGCCACAAUGAGGUGGUGCUGGCCCCCAUGUUUGAGAGGCUGUCCACGGAGUCUGUUCAAGAUCAGCUGCCUUACUCCGUCACACUCAUCUCCAUGCCGGCCACCACUGAGGGCAGACGGGGCUUCUCUGUGUCUGUGGAGAGUGCCUGCUCCAACUACGCCACCACUGUGCAAGUGAAAGAAGUCAACCGGAUGCACAUCAGUCCUAACAAUCGCAACGCCAUCCACCCUGGGGACCGCAUUCUGGAGAUCAAUGGGACCCCUGUCCGCACACUCCGAGUGGAGGAGGUAGAGGAUGCAAUUAACCAGACGAGCCAUACACUUCAGCUGUUGAUAGAACAUGACCCGGUCUCCCAGCACCUGGAUCAACUGCGGCUCGAUGCCCGGCUCUCUCCCCACAUACAGAAUACCAGACAUUCUCAUACCCUCAGCACCCUGGACGCCAAGGAAAAUCUGGAAGGGACUCUGAGGAGACGCUCCCUGAGGCGCAGUAACAGCAUCUCCAAGUCCCCUGGCCCCAGCUCGCCCAAGGAGCCCCUGCUGCUCAGCCGUGACAUCAGUCGCUCAGAGUCCCUCCGCUGUUCUAGCAGCUACUCACAGCAGAUCUUCCGGCCGUGUGACCUGAUCCAUGGGGAAGUCCUGGGGAAGGGCUUCUUUGGACAGGCCAUCAAGGUGAUACACAAAGCCACAGGCAAAGUGAUGGUCAUGAAGGAGUUAAUUCGAUGUGAUGAAGAGACACAGAAGACUUUUCUGACUGAGGUGAAAGUGAUGCGCAGCCUGGACCAUCCCAAUGUGCUCAAAUUCAUUGGUGUGCUAUACAAGGACAAGAAGCUAAACCUGCUGACAGAGUACAUUGAGGGGGGCACACUGAAGGAUUUUCUGCGCAGUGUGGACCCAUUCCCUUGGCAGCAGAAGGUCAGGUUUGCCAAAGGCAUCGCUUCUGGAAUGGCCUAUUUGCACUCCAUGUGCAUCAUCCACCGGGAUCUGAACUCACACAACUGCCUCAUCAAGUUGGACAAGACUGUGGUGGUGGCAGACUUUGGGUUAUCACGGCUCAUAGUGGAAGAGAGGAAAAGGCCCCCAGUGGAGAAGGCCACCACUAAGAAACGCACCUUGCGCAAGAGUGACCGCAAGAAGAGGUAUACGGUAGUGGGAAACCCUUACUGGAUGGCUCCUGAAAUGCUGAAUGGCAAGAGCUACGAUGAGACGGUGGAUGUCUUCUCUUUUGGGAUCGUCCUCUGUGAGAUCAUUGGACAAGUGUAUGCAGAUCCUGAUUGCCUGCCCCGCACACUGGAUUUUGGCCUCAACGUGAAGCUCUUCUGGGAGAAAUUUGUCCCCACAGACUGUCCCCCAGCCUUCUUUCCCCUCGCCGCUAUCUGCUGCAAACUGGAGCCUGAAAGCAGACCAACAUUCUCAAAACUGGAGGACUCCUUUGAGGCUCUCUCUCUGUACCUGGGAGAGCUAGGCAUCCCACUGCCUGCAGAGCUGGAGGAGCUGGACCACACUGUGAGCAUGCAGUAUGGCCUGAGCCGGGACUCACCCCCCUAACCCUGGCCUGGCCCCCUGCAGGGGGGCGUUCUACAGCCAGCAUUGCCCCCUCUGCGCCCCAUCCCAGGGCCAUCCAGGUUUCCUGUGGAUUGGUGGCUUGUUGAGAGGCAGAACAAGCCAUCUCUACUACCUCCUCAGGAGGCGAGCGGGCGCAGCACCAGGGAAACAUAUCUCCACAGGUUUUGGGGCCUGGUUGCUGUCUGCAAAUCCAACUCGCCUAAAAGCUGUGAAGAUUUAAAAAAAAAAAAAAAAAAGCCUGGACUCUGGGCUAGGAAGAAUCUGUUACUUGGGACCACUUGGAAACUCCUUGGUCAUGGAUCCUUGGAGACUGAUGCUUACACUAAUAUGACCAAGAUCUGCUGAGCAGCAUUCCAGGGUGUAGCUCCCUGUGGCCUCUGACGCCUCUGGUCCAGCUGUGUGCAAGAGGACUUCAAGUGGGAGUAUGAACAAGAAAAAGACUGGUGGCCAGGUGGCUCUUGAAAGGAUGCAAAAUGACAAUGACUUUUCCCCCUUCCACUCCAGUUCCUGCUCUCCCUGGAGCAAAGUGAGGAAGUCAGUUUGGAAGAGUCCUUUAGUCAGUGCAUGGUGGAACUGGCCAGGAGUCAGGGCAAGGGCUGGUUUCUGUUCACUUGCUAGGGGUGACUUAAGCCAGCCUAGGGACCACAUUAAUGUGAAGAGGAGCUUCCAUCUCGUGUUCUCAAACUAUACUACUGGAGACUGGCUGAGAACUUCUGAGUGACAUCUGUAUCUCCUACGCAGUCACAGCACAGUAAGAAGCUGAAAGCUGGGAAGAAAAGCUCUCCGCUACAGAAAGCCCAUAUCCUCUCGAUGCUGUCACUCACACCCUGAUGGUCUCCUCAGUCAGAAGCCCAAGACAUUUUGCCUAGAUGGGUUUUGGAGGACAGUGUGGCUUGUCACUGGCCCAGGGUCUGAAGAAGAGAGUUUCUGUAAUCCCUUGAUUUCAUCCUUAAGCAGCCACUGCUUAUCCUCAGGCUGCCUGGUCUGGACAGCAACUUAAGAUUGAAAAGAGAUGGUUCCAAGGUCCCAGAGCUGAAAUGCUGCGACACGCCUGAGCUGGGCCAUCAACUUCUACCCUCUACCUUCCCUUGCUGGCUGGCCCAGCUCACAUCUCCUGGCUACAACUUCCUGAGCCAUAUUCCAGGGCCAUGGGCAUGGACAGCCCAGGGGGCACACUCCACCUUGGCUUCCAGAUACCCAAGGACUCAGCAGCAUGAGAUUUGCCUCCUCCUACGUGUGAGCCUGAAACAUAUUUAACAAAUCAAAAAUGGGCUUGAGGUACAUAAUUGCAAUGUGUGGUAACUAUGGGGGGGGAUGAUCCAGGAGAAUGGGUGCUGUUAAUAUUAUCUUGUUGUGUCUGUUGGGUGAUAUGUGAACUAUUGUACAUAGACCAGAUGAGUUGGGGAUAGAAUGUCAUCUCUGGCCAGAAUUUGCUUGCUGUGUAGACUAUACUUAUGUGUGGAGUUGCAAGCUUGCUGUUGGGUUGAAUGGUGGACUCCCAGUAACAGCGUGGUGCAGCAUCAUGUGGCUGGUUAUGCUUCGGCUGUCCCCAGCAAGUGUGGGAACAGCGGCCCUGAGCUGGGCCACUGAGCAGACUAAAUAAAUUAAGCAGUUAACACAACUGACAAUACUGAGUGAAAAAGUGAUUUGGAGCCUGACUCGGGGAGAUAAAUGUCUGCUGGCUACCUUCGUGUCCAGGCCACAUGACUCCCAAGCAUGGCAUUCUCACAUAGCCAUCUAUGCCCGUCCUCAGUCUUCAGCCUCUUCAGAGGCAUCCCCCUGCCCACUGUCAGUCUUCCAGAGUACCCCUCACAUGCAAAAGCAAGAAACAGGCAUUGUCUUAAGCACUUCCUACACAUAGGGUGCGAUGACUUGCAUUCAUUUUUCACCCGUGAAGGUGACAUGCAGCUCUGUGAAGAAGACACCAGAAUACCCAGUCUGUAUGUAGUGUCUGUAUGUUCAAAGAUGGGAGUGGGAGUCUCCUGAGGAUUUGCCCGCAGGCAGAGGUCAGGCACAAUACCUUUAUGGAGCCUAGAUGAGGUCACAGGACUGGUCAACAGAAAGAAAGGAUUGCCUCCGUUUGGAUGUGCCUGCUCUCAACAGGCUCAAGACUGUAUAAGGACAGGGAGAAGGCCACAACUCACUGCACAGGUGUUGACAGAUAACCCAGAGCUUCCCAGGGUAUGGGGAAGUGUUCCUGGAAACCACAAAACUUGGUAACAUGGAGAUUUGUUUUUAUGUAAGUCAAAAAAAGCACAGCAGUUUCCCGUACUUUAUACACAGGUGUUCAAAUGAGGUAUAUAAAACAUGUAUACAGAGAAAUGUUUAUAGAAAAGUAGAAACCAAUGAUGUUCUUUUCUCCAGAGUCACACCAAGGGACCCUCAGGCCUAGUCCCCUCAGCAAAUGGCUUUAGGGAGCACCAUCCUGAACAGAAUGUGCUCCACUUAUCCCCCAUCCACACUGGGGAGAG